Molecule: messenger RNA, 1404 nt
Organism: Aspergillus caelatus
Lineage: Eukaryota; Fungi; Ascomycota; Eurotiomycetes; Eurotiales; Aspergillaceae
Product: oxygenase MpaB family protein
Exons: 4
Coding region: 1-1404 (467 amino acids)
Molecular function (GO): oxidoreductase activity
Source: RefSeq, a predicted model, not a curated record
AUGUCCGCGACCAAGAACGGGAAAGGAAACCGAAUCGAGUACCAUUACUGGGACUACAGUUUCGAGUGGACCGAUCAGCAUCGCCCUGCGAGCGAAUUUGAGUCUUGGAUCCACUCCUGCGAUAGCCUGGCUGAUGAAUGCAAUGAUAUAUUAAACGAGUUACCGGCCCCUGCCAACAAUGAAGGCGGUAAUAUUUCAAAACGAGACCGCUAUGCGCUUUUGAAGGGCAAUCAUGAAAACCACCCGAAACUCGAGGAGCUGUGGUCCCAGAUUAAUACGGUGCCCGACUGGGUGGACUGGGCACAGAUUCAACGCGGCCAGGAGGUGUAUUGGAGAUAUAUGCUCCCCAUAGCGAACUCGCUCACAUACAAUAGCUUACUCGGUGGAAUGGGCGCUAUUCGUGUAGGAGAAACAUUAUCACGCACUGGUGGGUUCGGCGCCAAUGUCGUCCGUCGUCGAUUAUUAGAAACCGCCCAACACGCAUUUCAAGUGAACAGUUCGGUGGACAGCAUGAGGCCUGGAGGAGACGGCCACCUCGCAUGCGUUCGAGUCCGACUCCUUCAUUCAGCAGUACGUCGCAAGAUCAUGAGCCUGGUGGAGCGAGACCCAACGUACUAUGACGUCCAAAAAUAUGGCUUGCCCAUCAACGAUCUAGAUGCCUUUGCGACCAUCAAUACGUAUAGCAGCACCGUUAUCUGGUUAGGGCUUCCGCGCCAGGGCAUCAACCUGAGCGAGCAAGAGCAGGAAGAUUACAUCGCUCUAUGGCGCCUGGUCGCCUGGUAUAUGGGAGCCCCCGCCGAGCCGUUUGAAAGUGCCGCGAAGGCAAAACUUUGGUCGGAGUCUCUGCUCAUCAAUGAAUUUGCUCCAACCGAUACUGGAAGAAUCCUCGCCAAGAAUAUUGUAAUAGGAAUGGAGAAUACCGCUCCUGCAUAUGCCUCGAAGGAAUUCAUGGACGCGUUAUCCCGGUUACUCAACGGCGAUCAGCUUUCGGAUGAGCUCCAUAUUCCACGAACGAGCUUGUAUUAUCGAAUGCUGAUGUGGGGAUACUGUCUCUCGGUCCAGUUACAGGCCAAAGCAGUGCCGCGGAUUGGUUUCAUCGAGAGAUAUAUUUUUGCAUCUCGCCGCCGGAUGAUGUGGGACCAUCUCAUGGAUGAUAAAGAGGGCCUAGGAAAGGAAACAAUCUUCGACUUUAAAUACGUCCCAAGCCUCAACCGAACAACAAAAGAAGGGCAGCGGAAAAACUACAUGUUGAAAAGGCCCGGUAUUGAGGUGCUAUCCUAUAUGGGACUUCUUGCUGCCUUCGGGAGUGUUGCCACCCUCAGUACUGGACUCUACUUGGCAGCGGCAAAGGUAUUGCUAGGGAGUCAAGUCAUGCCAGAUCUGAGUCAUAUUAUACGUGUUUAA